Messenger RNA from Drosophila virilis, 556 nucleotides. It is a transcript of the gene Cyt-c-d, whose product is annotated as Cytochrome c distal. Gene Ontology annotation, biological process: mitochondrial electron transport, ubiquinol to cytochrome c; mitochondrial electron transport, cytochrome c to oxygen. The record is from RefSeq and is a predicted model, not a curated record. Gene Ontology annotation, cellular component: mitochondrial intermembrane space. Gene Ontology annotation, molecular function: electron transfer activity; heme binding. Lineage: Eukaryota; Metazoa; Arthropoda; Insecta; Diptera; Drosophilidae.
GCAACACCAGCGCAGCUUGGCGCUCAGCAUAGGAAUAGUGGGAGGCAGAGCAACAAGCACAGACCGUUACUCGUGAGAGUCGUCAAUCAGGCAAAUCACAUUCAAACAUGGGUGCUGAUGCGGAGAAUGGCAAGAAGAUCUUUGUUCAAAAAUGCGCCCAAUGCCACACAGCUGAAGCUGGCGGCAAGCAUAAGCAGGGACCUAAUCUGGGCGGAAUUGUUGGGCGCAAAUGCGGCACUGCGGCUGGCUACAAAUAUACUGAUGCUAAUAUCAAGAAGGGCAUCGUCUGGACAGACGCAAAUCUGGAUGAGUAUUUGAAGGAUCCAAAGAAAUAUAUACCCGGCACUAAAAUGGUUUUCCCCGGGCUCAAAAAAGCUGAGGAUCGCGCAGAUUUGAUUGCUUACCUCAAAUCAAAUAAAUAAUAAGGGACACAACAAAAAAAAAGAAAAAAACAAAACAAAAACUGGGGAGGGUGCCAUCUAAAAUAGUUAAAUAGUUUCGAUUUAUUUUUUAUUAAUAUUAUGGAAUACAAUUAAAGCUCACAUACACCAUCAAA